Ogataea polymorpha is the source of this 587-nucleotide messenger RNA. RefSeq lists its product as uncharacterized. Lineage: Eukaryota; Fungi; Ascomycota; Pichiomycetes; Pichiales; Pichiaceae. The record is from RefSeq and is a predicted model, not a curated record. Bases 64 to 543 code for a protein of 159 amino acids. Gene Ontology annotation, molecular function: DNA binding. Gene Ontology annotation, biological process: regulation of DNA-templated transcription. The transcript has a single exon.
CUGGACUCCUCGGUCCUCGACUCCAUCAACAAAUUCCCGCUCCAAAACUACGACCCAUCCGCCAUGCCAAUUCUGCCUAGCCCUGUGCAGCAAUUUCCUUACUCGCCGCUCUCCUCGAGAUCCAGCUCGUUCUCCUCUGUGCUCGAGUACCAGCUGCCACCGCCCCUGGUCACGCACCGCUCGCUGCCACACCUCUCUUUCCCAAGACGCUCGCUCACAGAGCCCGCUAGCCCGGGCCAGCCAUCCGCAGCGGCCCGCUCCGACUCAGAGUACAACGCCCCGGUGUGCCCAUCGUCCGAUUCCGACUGUGGGGCCAAGUACUCCAAGAAAAAGCGCUCCAACCUGCCCAAAAAGACAACGGUUAUCCUGCUCAACUGGUUGAACGAUAACCUCGAACAUCCGUACCCCAACUCGAAGGAAAAAAUGGAGCUCGUCGCAAAGACAGGCCUCACCAACCAGCAGCUCUCUAAUUGGUUCAUCAACGCGAGAAGACGCAAGAUCCAGCUGCUCAGAGAGCUCAAGUCCAACAGCACCACCGUGUGAUGCUCUGUCCAUACUACGCAAUGUCUACAGUAAUAUUAUCUCGU